UUGCUGUUGUUACACACACACUGACAAAGAAAAAAGAGGCAGAGAACCACUUCUCUGCAAUCUUUGGAAUAUCCACCAAAAUCAUAGGUAAAUUUCAGCACCUUCCUUCUCUUUUAUAUCUACAAAACAAGUCAGUAUGGUCUUAUUUUGAUUGUUUGUGACUUUAUGCGUCUGGGAUUUGCUGCUUCCAAUUUCUUCUUCCACUUGUACUUGUUUAGGUCUUGAUUCACUCAUAAAAGGUGUUUUGACACUGGAAUCCAUUGAGAAUCAGUUUGUUGGUCAAUUUUUUUGAAGGGAAAGAUGGACUACGUCUAUGGACCAGGAAGGAACCAUCUGUUUGUUCCAGGGCCUGUUAAUAUCCCGGAACCAGUUAUUCGAGCAAUGAAUAGGAACAAUGAGGAUUACCGUUCUCCAGCUGUUCCUGCUUUGACAAAGACUCUUCUUGAGGAUGUCAAGAAGAUUUUCAAGACUACUACAGCAACUCCAUUUCUUAUCCCAACCACAGGUACUGGUGCAUGGGAAAGUGCACUUACCAACACAUUGUCUCCUGGAGAUCGGAUUGUCUCUUUCCUGAUUGGACAAUUCAGUUUGCUCUGGAUCGAUCAGCAGCAGCGCCUUGGCUUCAAUGUUGAUGUUGUCGAAAGCGAGUGGGGUCAAGGUGCCAACCUUGACAUUCUGGCAUCAAAACUGGCAGCAGACACUGCACACACUAUUAAGGCUGUUUGCAUUGUUCAUAAUGAGACAGCAACUGGAGUUACCAACAAUUUGGCAAAAGUGAGAAGAAUACUUGAUGACUACAGUCAUCCAGCUCUCUUUCUUGUUGAUGGAGUAUCCUCCAUAUGUGCUCUUGAUUUCCGUAUGGAUGAAUGGGGAGUAGAUGUUGCUUUAACUGGCUCUCAGAAGGCGCUUUCUCUUCCUACUGGUAUGGGAAUUGUGUGUGCGGGCCCCAAAGCUCUUGAAGCAACUAAAACUGCAAAAUCGGUUAGGGUGUUCUUCGACUGGAAUGACUACUUGAAGUUCUACAAACUUGGAACAUAUUGGCCAUACACCCCAUCCAUCCAAUUGCUCUAUGGACUUAGAACAGCUCUGGAUCUCAUUUUUGAGGAAGGACUUGACAAUGUGAUUGCAAGGCAUUCUCGUCUGGGCAAAGCGACAAGACUUGCUGUGGAGGCAUGGGGCUUGAAGAACUGCACCCAAAAGGAGGAAUGGUUCAGUGACACAGUGACCGCUGUCGUCGUUCCUCCAUACAUCGAUAGUUCAGAAAUUGUUAGGAGAGGAUGGAAAAGAUACAAUUUGAGCUUAGGUUUGGGUCUCAACAAAGUAGCUGGGAAGGUAUUCAGAAUAGGGCAUCUUGGUAACCUGAAUGAGUUGCAACUGUUGGGUUGUCUUGCUGGAGUGGAGAUGAUACUCAAGGACGUGGGUUACCCUGUUAAGCUGGGGAGUGGAGUAGCAGCAGCCUGUGCUUACCUACAGAACAACACCCCUCUAAUCCCUUCCAGGAUUUGAUUCAUCUACUAUCAAUAUAGUUAUUCUUUUUUUUUUUUUUUUUUUAACUGUUCGCUUCAGGGAACUCUUGUAAAAAAAAUAUGCAUAAUUUUCUUCUUGCUGCUCCUACUCUUUUGAGGGUCAAAUGAUCUCCUAUGUAAAUCUUUGCUUCUUAGUUGUCCUGUACCUGAAAACACUUGCAAGCACAAUCUAAUUUCUACCUUCUUUUUAA
Molecule: messenger RNA, 1717 nt
Organism: Hevea brasiliensis (rubber tree)
Lineage: Eukaryota; Viridiplantae; Streptophyta; Magnoliopsida; Malpighiales; Euphorbiaceae
Product: serine--glyoxylate aminotransferase
Exons: 6
Coding region: 301-1506 (401 amino acids)
Cellular component (GO): peroxisome
Molecular function (GO): L-serine:pyruvate transaminase activity; L-alanine:glyoxylate transaminase activity
Source: RefSeq, a predicted model, not a curated record